AUGGGUAAAAUUGUUUUUGACAAUCCGAGGCAGGAACGCUUUCGUGUAGCGGUUCAUGACCGAACGGAUUUAACCGGUGCUGAUAAAUUUAAUUAUUUAUCAAAUCAUUUGGUUGGCAAGGCGGCAGAUACAAUUGCUGGUUUUACACCAACAAACGCCAACUAUGAUUCGACUGUUUCGUUGUUGCUGGAACAGUAUGGAAACGUCGAUAAGCUCGUCGAUCAUACGAUGCAGCAGCUGAUGAACCUUUUUCGAAUAAACUCUCGUCAUGACGUGACAAAAUUGAGGAAAUUAUACACAGACAUAAGAGCCCAUACAAGGUCACUUACCGCACUUAAUGUUCCAUCGUCACAGUACUCUAUAAUGCUGAGAAGUUUAAUUCUGCAUUGUUUGCCUCAUGAUUUAGUGAUCGAUUUUCAUAGGCUACAUCCGAGUAAGCAAGAUAAAGCUGCACGUUCAAUCGAAGACGAAAAUACAUCACUAUCGGUGGGUAUUAGCGAGCACAGUAGUUGUGGUGGUGAUCAGCUAAAUGAUAUUCUGUCAUUUAUUAAAGAAGAGAUCUCCUCUCUCGAAAUGGCCGAGCUGACAAAUGACCGGAGAACGAGAACAACAAAACUCGCAAAUACAUGUAAAAUGGCUGCUGGGUUACUCACCACUACGAACAUAGCUGAGUUUUGCUGCUUUUACAAAUCAAACAGUCAUUUAACGGGAAAUUGUAAAACGACGUUAUCGCUUGCAGAGAAGAAGACAAUUUUGAAAAGCAUGGGGUAUUGCUUUAAAUGCACCAAAAAGGGACACAAUGCUAAGCGAUGCUUCAAUAAACGUGUAAAGUGUUCUCUUUGUGGAAGUAAUCAUGCUACGUCUAUGCACGACCCAACAUACCGACCUAAAGCUAAAAAUAGAACAACAGUAGCACCUUCAACAACAACGGUAGCACCUGCAACAAACUCUUGUGGCUCAACAACAACAUUGUAUGCAUCAGCUUUACUGCAAACAGAAGAGGUGCUUCUUCAAACGGCUACUAUUAUAGCUUCGAGUAAUUCAAGUUCAGUGCCAGUACGAAUAAUUCUGGAUGGUGGCUCGCAGCGUACGUUUGUCAAAGAAAACAUUGUAGCGAGGCUGCAGCCCGACACACAUGAUACCGUUAAGCUACGUAUUUUACCAUUUGGAGAUUCUAAUAACUCUGAGCCAAAGCUCUUUAAACGCGUUCGAAUUAAACUACGUAGUUUACAUUCAGACGAGGCGAUCGAAAUCCUGGCUAUAGUCGUGCCAGAAAUUUGCUCUACUGCAUUCCAGUAUGUUCGUAGCACAGAAUUGGACAUCCUUGGCCUUAAGUUAGCGGAUACUUCAUAUUUAAAUGAAACGGAAUUCGAAAUCGGAAUGUUAAUAGGGGCCGAUAUUUACUGGUCCAUAGUAAAAGACGACUUCAAAAGAAUAACCGACAACCUUGUCGCCAUUGACACCAUUUUCGGAUGGACACUACAAGGGCCUAUAUCGACCCAAGGCACGUCAGUAACAUCUACGAAUCUCGAUGUUGGUGUAAUUGAGGACAACUCACUUGAAUCUUUAGUUGAUCGGAUUGAACGAUUAUGGGUUGUUGACGAUAUUACAUCAAAUCAUCAUAAGCUUCAAGUGGAUGAUAUUAUCGAAAAACACAUUCGGAAAAAUGGCACGCGAUAUGAAGCAUCAUUGCUAUGGAGAAACGACGAAUGCACUAUUGAUAACAACCGCGGUGGCGCUCUCAAAGGACUUCGACGUUCAUUGGUGAAGCUUAGUGAGGAUCCGGAAAAGUUAAGACAAUACGAUGAAAUCAUACGGGAGAUGAUUUCAAGUGGUGUUGCAGAAAUUUGCGAUGAAGCAGAAAAAACCAACGAACGGACUUAUUUUAUGCCACAUCGACCGGUGGGAAGAGGGGAGGAAAGAGAGACCACAAAAACGCGUAUUGUGUUUAACGCAUCAGCACGAUCUGGUGGUAACCCCUCAUUGAACGACUUAUUGUGGUCAGGACCAAACCUUUUACCAGACAUAUUAAAAUUGAUUUUAAACUUCAGGCUUGGCAAACAUGGAAUUACGGCCGAUAUCGAACGAGCUUUCUUGCAGAUAGAGCUGGCACAAAAGGAUCGAAAAGUACAUCGUUUUUUCUGGAUUUUAUCCUUGGAUGAUUUGCUUUCAAUAAUCAUUCUUCAAAUGAAUAGGGUAACCUUCGGAGUCACCUGCAGCCCGUUUCUUCUGAUUGGAGCAUUGUUGAAACAUUUGGAGGAUGAAUCAAUCAAUUUUCCUGAAACCUGUGAACUACUAAAAGAAUCGUUUUAUGUGGAUGACCUAAUCGUAAGUGUUGACGAUUUUGAAGAGGCUGUAAAAUUGUUCAACGAAACACGUGAAAUAUUGUCCAGAGCAUCGAUGAACAUACGUAAAUGGAAGUCGAACAACGAGAAACUAAGGCAAAUUUUCGAUACAAAUGAAAGCAACAAUAUUUCAAAACACAAGGUGUUAGGACUCAUAUGGUUUAUGGAAAUUGAUACCCUUGCAGUGGAUCUGGAAAAGCUUUGUCAACAGAUAUCUUUCGAUGUAGUAACGAAACGAACCAUUCUUCAAACGUUAGCAUCUGUUUAUGACCCUUUGGGAAUGUUAUCACCAUUUGUCAUAAAAAUGAAGCUCAUUUUCCAAGAGGCUUGGAAACAAAGUUUGGCAUGGGAUGAAAUUUUACCGGCAUCAAUGCUGCACGAAUGGAAGAAAAGCGUAUCCGAAAUACAUUUACUACGAGCCCUUACGAUUUCUCGCUAUGUAUUCGAUUCACCACAUCAAGUUGAGAAGCAGCUACAUAUUUUCGCGGACGCGAGUCCAAGAGCUUACGGAUCUGUUGCAUACAUCAGAAGUAGGAAUCUGGAUGAAAACAUUCGCAUUUCGUUUUUAUAUGCAAAAAGUCGACUUCGUGACAAACGCAUAACACUACCCAAAAUGGAACUAUGUGCUGAUCUGGAAGCCGCAAGGAUGCGCUGCUAUCUUGUUGAGAAAUUAAGAGUGAAAUUCGAUUCAAUAUAUUUAUGGACCGAUUCAAAAAUUACUUUAUACUGGAUUCGUAGCAGUAAAUUCCAGAAAGAUGUAUUCGUUUACAACCGAGUUCAAGAAAUUCAGCAACUAACCGCUAACGACAACUGGAAUCAUUGCCCAGGAUCAAUCAAUCCCGCAGAUCUAUUGACUCGGGGUGUUUCUGCACAAACUCUACUGAGUUGCGAGACCUGGCUUAACGGACCGUCUUGGUUAUACAACGACAUUAGUGAGUGGCCCAUAUCCGACCAAGAUUUCGAAACUCCGAUGACCGCAGUUGAUUUUUGCCUUUUAACUAUUCCUCAGUCGACCACUCAAUCUGACUGUGCAGUACCUGAUAAUCCAAUACAAAUUGAACGAUUCAGCCAAUACCGGAGGCUUCUUCGUGUUACAGCUUAUGUGCUUAGAUACGUUGACCUGCUUCGAAAGAGAGUAGGUUUCAAAGAGUACCUGACUGCGGAUGAACUACGGAGAGCAGAACUGUUCUGGAUAAAAAGGGUUCAAUUUGAAGUUUUCAAAGAAGAAGUAAAUGCUCUUAGCAACCGGCAAUUGGUUCCUAAGUGUUCGAAGAUUUUGUCAUUAAACCCUUAA
This is a messenger RNA of Hermetia illucens (black soldier fly), 3639 nucleotides long. RefSeq lists its product as uncharacterized. Gene Ontology annotation, molecular function: nucleic acid binding; zinc ion binding. The record is from RefSeq and is a predicted model, not a curated record. NCBI's taxonomy places the organism in Eukaryota, Metazoa, Arthropoda, Insecta, Diptera, Stratiomyidae. The coding region runs from base 1 to 3639 and encodes 1212 amino acids. The transcript is spliced from 2 exons.